Messenger RNA from Australozyma saopauloensis, 2325 nucleotides. Its product is annotated as CCR4-Not complex 3'-5'-exoribonuclease subunit Ccr4. Gene Ontology annotation, cellular component: cytoplasm; CCR4-NOT complex; nucleus. Gene Ontology annotation, biological process: nuclear-transcribed mRNA poly(A) tail shortening. Bases 1 to 2325 code for a protein of 774 amino acids. The transcript has a single exon. The record is from RefSeq and is a predicted model, not a curated record. NCBI's taxonomy places the organism in Eukaryota, Fungi, Ascomycota, Pichiomycetes, Serinales, Metschnikowiaceae. Gene Ontology annotation, molecular function: protein binding; poly(A)-specific ribonuclease activity.
AUGAACGCAAACCAUAUGUUUCAGCAGCAGUCGCUGCUGUUGGGCAUCCCCCUGCAGCAAAUGCUUCUCCAACAGUUGCAACAGGGCCAGGGUCAGCCCCAGGCUCACAACCAGCAAUUCGUUCAGCAGCAGCAACAACACCAUCCACAACAGCACGCGCAACAGCCUGGCCAAGAUGCAAUGUAUGAGGCCUCCUUUCGGGGAACCUCAUCCAAUGCCAAUGGCGCAAACUCGUUUCCACAACAGCUGUUGGGUCCCGGGUCGUACUCGGUCCAGAAUCAGAUGCUCCAGCCUAAAUUCAUGCCGCUGGGCUCCUCCAUACCUCCUCAACAGCAACAAUCUCAGCAGCAGGGUCAGCUCUCUCAGUUGGGUGCACAGCUUGGCUCUCAAUUAGGAGGACAGAUGGGCUCCAACGGUUAUCCUGGCCAGAACAAGGUUGUUUCUGUCAAUGUUGAUGAUCCUACGACAAUGUAUUGGCAACACCAGAUCCUGUUGUGUCAAUUGUCCCGCGCAGAGAAUAUACCACACUUCUAUGCGCGUCAAUUCGCGUUGAACUCGCGUAAGACAAAGAACCCGUACGCUGACGUGAAAUCCGUGACUCUCAUUGAUGCAACAAAGACGAUUGUUUCUGCUUUGGAAGAACAAGAGAAGCAGCAAAAGGCUGCUCAGGCCUCUCAGACCACUUCCGCUUUGAUGCGCAACAAGAAAACAGAAGUGGAAGAUGACGAGGAGCAGCGCAUGAUGACACGUACGAAAGGAAAACAGCUCUGGUGUCAUAUGGACCUUUCCGGCCAGGGACUCAGCAGUCUCUCGCCCAGGUUAUUCCAGUACGACUUCUUAGAGUCCUUAUACCUCAACAACAAUAAGUUGACUGAAGUUCCUUCGAUCAUUGGCAAGCUUCGUGGAUUGCGUGUACUUGACUUGUCUCACAAUCGCAUCUCUGAGGUACCUCCAGAGUUGGGAAUGUGUUUCAACUUGAGAUACUUAUACCUUUUUGACAAUUACAUCAAAAGAUUACCACAUGAAUUUCGCAACUUGAUCGAGCUCUUGUUUCUAGGCAUUGAGGGAAACCCUAUUGACUUAAGUGUCGCUAAUAUUAUCUCCGAGCGUGGAACAAAGGCCUUGAUCGGUCAGUUCAGGGACAUGGACCCACCUUAUCCUGAGCCAAAGCCAAGAUCCUGGCUUCUAUUGAAGGAAGACGGUGAAGUUAUCGAUCCAGUCUUUGAGCCUGAAAAGUAUGCAGAGGAUCACUUGAACAAGGAUGGUAAUGACUCCUUCACGCUCAUGUCGUACAAUAUUUUGUGUCAACACUAUGCAACCCCGAAGAUGUACAAGUACACGCCUACUUGGGCUCUUGACUGGAACUACCGUAAGAACUCUUUGAAGGAGGAAAUUUUACGUUACAACACAGAUGUUAUUUGCUUGCAAGAGGUGGAAACAAGAACAUUCCAUGAGUUUUGGACACCAAUAAUGAACGAAGCUGGUUACAAGGGAUUUUUCUUUAGCAAAACACGGUCAAAGACAAUGAGUGAGCUGGAGCUGAAGAAGGUUGAUGGAUGUGCCACGUUCAUUCGCAGUUCAAAAUUCUCAUUGAUCCUGAAACAGCACUUGGAAUAUAACACAGUGUGUAUGGGACUGGAUCGUUAUAAGAAGACCAAGGACUUGUUUAAUCGUUUCAUGAACAAAGAUCAUGUUGCGCUUAUAACACACCUUCAACAUUUGGAAAGUGGCGAGAGAAUCUUAGUCGUAAACACGCAUUUGCACUGGGAUCCAGCUUUCAAUGAUGUGAAAGCACUCCAAGUUGGCAUCUUAUUGGAAGAGUUGCAAAACAUCAUCAAGAAAUCAUCUGGUCAAGGCGAGGACUUCAAGAAUACGGCCAUGAUCAUCUGUGGUGAUUUCAAUUCGACCAAACUGAGUGCCGUGUAUCAAUUGUUCUCGACCGGAUCGGCACAUAAACACGAAGACAUGGAUGGAAGGGAUUACGGACGCUUCACCGACGACGGAUUCCACCACAAUUUCAAGUUGAAAUCUGCUUACGACCAUAUUGCAUCCAAUUUCCCAUUCUCGAAUUACACACCCACGUUCACAAACGAAAUUGACUAUGUGUGGUACUCCACAAAUACUUUACAUGUUAAGGGUCUUCUAGGAAAGGCAGACGAGGAAUAUUUCCAACAUCACAUCGGUAUUCCUAACGCGCACUUUCCUUCUGACCAUAUCCCAUUGGUUACCAAGUUUCAAAUAAGAAAUAAGGGACCAAUGGUUUCGGGGAGCAAAAAGCCCGAGUUUAAACCAGACUUGAAGGCUGGCUCCUCGAGAAAGACGUAA